AUGGGUCGGCACACGAAGCAUGAUGAAAGCUCCGUUGACCCUUCGCCUUCCAAAAGCCAACAGCAAUCUAACACGAACACACUUCCGGGAAGGCAUGCUUCGAAUCAUAUAGCAUCCACACGCCAUAUCUCUAGUUCGGUCCAGAGGAAUGGGUCACACGCGAAAGACCAAUAUGGCAAAGCUGGUUCAGCGAACACAAGCAAGACUGAUACGAGGCGCAAUGCUUCCGUCAGAUCUGCAGCAGCACCGCGUCCGGGGGUACAGAGAGCCAACACCAGUUUCCAGACUCGAUAUAUGGACAUGCUUCUUAGCCUAGACACUAUUCCACGGUUGCAUAAUAUUUAUGCUUCGCUCUUCACCUGGAUACUUCUAGCUGGUUACGUUGUCCUGCCUGGGACCUUCACGAGCAUUAGAGAUCUGUCUGAUGACACGGAAGUGCGAGCGAAUAGUGCUGCUAGCACGAUUCUGGAUCACGUCAAGAACGUCCCGCUCCUUGUAAUAGCGGCCAUCUGCUGUGGUAUUGGUAUGUCGGGCAUGAUAUGGUUGAUGAUCCGUUGGCGGAACAAUUAUGUCUGGUUACUCAACCGGUUGUUACUGCCGGGUACGAUGAACGGACUUGCGGGCUUGAUUGGGACUCUGGUUACUGUCUACACACAACAGAAUGGAUCAUGGAGCAUCAGUGCUAAGGUGGGUGCUAUCGUCGAGGGAUGCUCUCUGGUCAUCUGCGGUAUGAUGUUCGUCUUUUUCAAUAACUUGCUACUGGCAAGGAUAAAGAGAAAGCACGGCCGUGAAAUCGAGAAGGCUCAAGCUGGUGAGGGGUUUCUUGAGAAAGCCGAGCGGAAGCUGCACGAGCCUGCUUUGGAGCCGGGAAGCGUUGUAUGA
Truncatella angustata is the source of this 882-nucleotide messenger RNA. RefSeq lists its product as uncharacterized. The record is from RefSeq and is a predicted model, not a curated record. Lineage: Eukaryota; Fungi; Ascomycota; Sordariomycetes; Amphisphaeriales; Sporocadaceae. The coding region runs from base 1 to 882 and encodes 293 amino acids. The transcript has 2 exons.